CGAAUUAUCCUUGAAAACUCAUAACAAGUUCACAAUUUUUCUUUUCUUUCUAUCUUUCAGAUUAAAGUAACAUUUAAACAUUCUUAUGGAUGUGUGUUUAACCCAUUUAGCCUGGUUUGUUUUCUAUAUUGGGUUCCUAUGCAUUUGUAGGGAGAAGUAACAAGUUUCAUGUGUGAAAGUCAAUGAGAGGGUGAGAACGCCAGAAACAAAUGAGACACCCCUCUCCUUCAAUCUCUUUGGGGCUGGCAAUUUUCCUCUCAUUUUCCAUUACGACGUCGUCACAACAACACUCAUCUUUUCCCUCAAUAAUCCCAUUCUUCUCCAAACGUGACGACGCUCCUCUUUCGUUCAAUCCAAUCCCCAAAGCCACUCCCUCAGACUUGUUAUCUCUGUUAGGUUCCAAUUCUCAGUCUCAAACCGUCAACCCCGCCGUAGCGCGCCACCUCAAGUCAUGCCUCAAGUUCCUCGUUCCGUUUUCUCCGCCGGAGCCUCGUCAUCGGAAAUUGGGAUUGGGCCGUGCCGGCACUAGUCUCACCGGCGCAACCGGUAGAGACACCGCGAACAACUUAAUUUGGUUCCCGCCGGAGCCUGUUUUGGAUCUGGCGCGCAUCGCCGUCGAUUCCGGUGGUGAUCCUGCUGCUAUUCAACGCGCUCUUGACCCAACCAUCAUCCCAGUACCUGAUGUUGAAGGAUCAAACAAAAACCGUUGUCAACUCACCAGAACUCCCUAUGGCAGACACUUCAUUUCUCAGGAGUUGAACCUGUAUCUUAAGUUUUUGUUUGAACUCAUUGCUGAUCGUGCUCCCUCUGUUGGGUUCAAGGUUAGCUUGAACCGGUUUGAUUUGUUCCACGGUCACAUGUUUCUGGCAGUCGACACUGGAAGACUUGGUAUAUUAUUCCAUGCACGGGAAUACCCCGCAUAUGAUGAACAAGUAUUCCCGUACAAUUUGGGUUUUUGUCAGAAAGGGACCAAUGUGACAUAUGAUGAUUCCAUGAACUUGAGAAAUAUUCUCUGGCUGGCUCCAUUACCUGGUGAUUCUGCAAAAUCUUGGUUGGCACCAGGGGUUCUGGUAGUGCUGGAUGCUCGUCCUGAUGGAAUCAUCUACAGAGAUCUAAUACCCGAUUAUGUAGAUUUUGCAAGGACAAUCUAUGAAGAUGAUCUAGGGAAUUGUGCCGUUGAUGUGAACUACUUGAAUGUGGGAUCUGAAACUGGAAAUUAUCAACUAUUCAUAUGCUGAUGAAGUGAUGCUAUCACAUGGUAAAUGAAGAUGGAUAUGAUUGCAAUGAAGAUUGCAUAUGAAAUUUAUUCGAACUCUAGGUAAAUUGUAGCUAUGUUCAAGUGCUGUGUAUGUCGAUGCAAAUUUAUUAAUUGGCCGUCAAACUCUAUGCACUUCAUUUGUGCAACAAAUGUUGUUUGAGUUCUUUCACUUACUAAAUUGAAUUUGCACAGUCCGGCAGUAA
Molecule: messenger RNA, 1461 nt
Organism: Lotus japonicus
Lineage: Eukaryota; Viridiplantae; Streptophyta; Magnoliopsida; Fabales; Fabaceae
Exons: 7
Coding region: 210-1238 (342 amino acids)
Source: RefSeq, a predicted model, not a curated record